AAUAGCACCUCCAUCUAUAUUAUCAAUAAAAGGUGUUGAAAUUAUGAAUGGUCUUCAGCUGUCUCAGAGCUGUGAUCUGUCUCUACCCUGCUGCGCAGAUGAAGGGUCACUGUCGAGCACAAAGUGCCCCCAGAUCAGUGGGGUCAGAGUUCAGCUGGAGAUGCAGGCACUUUGGCAGCAGUUUGACCAGCUGGGCACAGAGAUGAUUGUUACCAAAGCAGGAAGGCGGAUGUUUCCGACAUUCCAGGUACGGAUCUCUGGGAUGGAUCCCUCUGCCGAAUAUGUUCUUCUCAUGGAUUUUAUCCCUGUCGACAGCAAAAGAUACAGAUAUGCAUUCCACAGCUCAUCCUGGUUAGUGGCAGGAAGAGCAGAUGUUGCAGCCCCAAGCAGGAUGCAUUUCCACCCAGACUCACCUGCCCGUGGAGCCCAGUGGAUGAAGCAGACUGUGUCCUUCGACAGCCUAAAGCUCACCAACAACCUGCUGGAUGACAACGGACAUAUGAUACUGAACUCCAUGCAUCGCUAUCAACCCCGCUUCCAUGUGGUGUAUGUGGAUCCAGCACCCAACAGCCACUUGAAUGCAUACAAGAACUUCUGCUCUUUCUCGUUCCCUGAGACACGCUUCAUGGCUGUAACUGCUUAUCAAAACCACAGGAUCACUCAGUUAAAAAUUGCAAGCAACCCAUUUGCUAAAGGCUUCAGGACUACAGACCCCCAGGCUUGGGCGGGUAAUCCCAGUCCUCUAGCAGUGUGGUGUCCACCAGAGGGCAGAGCUGAAUCUCAAAUCGACAAAUCUGGAGAGCAAAUAAACUGUGAAUCAAAGACUUCAACCAGGCAGGAGGGCCUGGACCCGCUGAUGAUGGAGCAGUGUGAACUGUUUCAUCACAGUAAAGACUCCUUAGGACGCACGGAGAGGAAAGGUGGGAGCAGUUUUUUAGCACCUGCCCCCUGCCUCCAUCUCCCCUCCUUCUGGGACCGUGCAGGGUCAUCAUGAGACAGCCAGUCUGUCAAGGUUCAAAAGAAGCA
Molecule: messenger RNA, 1026 nt
Organism: Oreochromis niloticus (Nile tilapia)
Lineage: Eukaryota; Metazoa; Chordata; Actinopteri; Cichliformes; Cichlidae
Product: T-box transcription factor TBX1-A
Exons: 8
Coding region: 44-994 (316 amino acids)
Biological process (GO): positive regulation of DNA-templated transcription; cell fate specification; regulation of transcription by RNA polymerase II
Cellular component (GO): nucleus; chromatin
Molecular function (GO): DNA-binding transcription factor activity, RNA polymerase II-specific; RNA polymerase II cis-regulatory region sequence-specific DNA binding
Source: RefSeq, a predicted model, not a curated record